AUGUUCAAGGAGGAGAGCUGGUUCCUUCAACACGGAGCUUCCAAAGAGUUCAACGAGCAACAACGAGGAAAAAAGAGGGGAGAUAAGAGGAGAAAGAGUUGGAAGAAGAUGGACCAAAGGUGCAGGUUCGCAUUCGGCAGCCAUAUCAGGCCACGUGAUCCGAAUAAAACCGGCUACUCGAGUUUUCCUUCGGCUAGACGUGAGAAUUAGAGUCCCGGUAAAGCGUCAAACGACGGGCUCGGGGAUCAGUGCCUGAUGCUUCGCGGCUUUCGCAUGUAGCCGGCGAACAGUCGAAAGGGCACGUUUUCUAUCUUUUCCAUAGACAGAGGAGAGGGAGAGAGAAUAUUUCCGAUAAACGUCGACAAAAACGAUCCGUGCCGAGUCCACUCGCUAUUUCGAGAAUUCCGGCUAUCUCUGUCGUCGAUGGAAUUUGAAAGAUUUUACUCAGUUCGCUGCGAGCGGGAUACGCUUGGAAAACGGAGUAUAAACGCGAUAAACCUCGGUUGUUCAACUCCAUAAUUAACGCGCCUCUCUCUAAAUAUCUGUGCCCUCUAUUAAGUAAAGCUGACGUUCGAUCGCGAUACGGCGCGUUAUAACGUUGUAUUUCAUCUUUGGAGCACCGACAAAGCCACCUUUGUGGCCUUGAUUAAGUGUAUUAAUUAAUAAUCGUUUGGAGUAUAUAGUCAAAUACGUAAGUAAAAGCAUAGUAUAUUCGCUUCGACGUCGUACAAUUUUCGACUCGAUCAUUUCUUUGCAUCUUUCACAAUAAAAUUGAACGAACAUUUGUUACGAAAGUGUCGAAAACGAAAAACUUAUUUAAAAGUAUAUUAUUUAUAGAGUUUGCGUAA
Messenger RNA from Heterotrigona itama, 848 nucleotides. NCBI's taxonomy places the organism in Eukaryota, Metazoa, Arthropoda, Insecta, Hymenoptera, Apidae. The record is from the annotation of a GenBank genome assembly.